Triticum aestivum (bread wheat) is the source of this 701-nucleotide messenger RNA. RefSeq lists its product as uncharacterized. Bases 75 to 386 code for a protein of 103 amino acids. The transcript is spliced from 2 exons. The record is from RefSeq and is a predicted model, not a curated record. NCBI's taxonomy places the organism in Eukaryota, Viridiplantae, Streptophyta, Magnoliopsida, Poales, Poaceae.
GUGGGACCAGGUGACAGAGACGGCCAAUUAGAGCGACACACAUCGGCGGUGACCACGGCGACAGAGAGCACACGAUGGUGACCAUGGCGAGAGAGAAAGCACGGCGGUGGGAAGCUAGCUGUGGAGAGCGCGGCGGCAUUGAGAUCCCCUUCGGCUUUGAGCUCCAUGUCUUCCUCAAGCUCCCGCGCACCUCGCGGACGCAGAGCCGGGCGCGUGUGGACAUGCCUGUCUUCGUCUGUUCACGAUGCUGGGUGGGCAUUGUUCGAAGGGUUUCUCAUACAUCGAGAAACCAGAAUCGUUCGUUCUACGUGUGCAGCGAGAAUGGGGUGACAUGCUUCUUUCUUUGGGUAGAUACUCUGACUAAGACUUCGAUGAAUAAACUGUAAAAAGAGCAUGAAGAAUGGUUGUGUAUGCUGUCACAGACGGCAGUGGCCGCAGCACAAGCUCCGGAAGAAGAGAUGAAGGGCGAAUCACGCACUGACAGAGAGCUAACUGUUGAGCUUAGGAUGUUGAAGAAGAAGGUUAGGAAGCUUGAAGAUCAAGCACUAUCAAUACCCAUUUGCAAUUACUUUUGGGCAUUGGUAUGAUAAUCGCACUGGUUGUAAUGUUGAAAAUGUAUGAAAAGACAUGAAUUAUGAAGAAAUUUGUAAGCUUGAAAUUGUACGAGAAAUUCACCUAGUUUAAAUAUUGGUCAAAGUUGC